Molecule: messenger RNA, 2134 nt
Organism: Papilio machaon (common yellow swallowtail)
Lineage: Eukaryota; Metazoa; Arthropoda; Insecta; Lepidoptera; Papilionidae
Gene: Rm62
Product: ATP-dependent RNA helicase p62
Exons: 6
Coding region: 102-1718 (538 amino acids)
Cellular component (GO): cytoplasm; nucleus; ribonucleoprotein complex
Molecular function (GO): RNA helicase activity; RNA binding; ATP binding
Source: RefSeq, a predicted model, not a curated record
UCUCUCUCUUGUAAAAGCAGUGGUCGAGUGCCCUGCUUCAAUCAACGAGUGUAACAUCUGAAUUUAUCAAGAACAUCCUGAACAAAAUUUCAAAUCUAAAAAUGUCAGGAAACUGGAACAAUAGUCGUGGUGGAAGCGGCGGUUCCAAAUUUGGUAAUAAUGGAUCAAAAUUUGGUGGCGGCGGAGGUGGAAGUCGAUUUGGAAACUCUGGUGGUUAUGGAGGAGGGAAGAAAGAAUUUUCCGGUGGACAAAAUAUGCGACGCCCAAACUGGGAUACUAUGUCCUUACAACCAUUUAAUAAAAACUUUUACAAUCCACCACCAGAAGUAUUGAAAAGAUCAUCAUAUGAAGUUGAAGAGUAUAGAAACAAACAUGAGAUUACUGUGAAUGGAUCGGAUAUACCAAAUCCUAUCCAGCACUUUGAAGAAGGAAAUUUCCCAGACUAUGUGAUGCAAAAUAUUUCCAAUAUGGGUUACAAGGAACCUACACCAAUUCAAGCUCAAGGUUGGCCCAUAGCUAUGUCUGGACACAACUUGGUUGGGAUAGCUCAGACUGGUUCAGGCAAAACCUUAGCUUAUAUAUUGCCUGCUAUUGUGCACAUUAACAAUCAGCCCCCUAUUAGGCGCGGCGAUGGCCCUAUUGCUUUGGUAUUGGCACCAACUAGAGAACUAGCGCAACAAAUUCAACAAGUUGCAUGCGACUUCGGAAAUGCAUCAUAUGUGCGCAACACGUGCGUUUUUGGCGGCGCGCCUAAAAGGGAACAGGCUCGUGACUUAGAAAGAGGAGUAGAAAUUGUUAUUGCCACACCUGGUAGACUUAUUGAUUUCUUAGAAAAAGGAACUACAAACUUACAACGUUGUACAUAUCUAGUACUAGAUGAAGCCGAUCGCAUGUUGGACAUGGGUUUUGAACCCCAGAUUCGUAAGAUCAUUGAACAGAUUCGACCUGAUCGUCAAACUCUUAUGUGGUCAGCCACAUGGCCCAAGGAGGUUAAAAAGUUAGCGGAAGAUUAUUUAGGUGACUACUUACAAAUAAACAUUGGAUCUCUACAACUCUCUGCCAAUCAUAACAUUCUACAAAUUGUAGAUGUUUGUCAGGAACAUGAAAAGGAGAACAAGUUAAAUGUUCUGCUGCAAGAAAUAGGCCAGAACCAAGAACCUGGUGCAAAAACUAUAAUAUUUGUUGAAACAAAGAGGAAAGUAGAAAAUAUAACAAGAAACAUCAGACGGUUUGGCUGGCCAGCUGUGUGUAUGCACGGUGACAAAACACAACAAGAAAGAGAUGAUGUCCUAUAUCAGUUCAAACAGGGUCGUGCCAGCAUUCUUGUAGCAACUGAUGUUGCUGCCAGAGGACUUGAUGUGGAUGGUAUCAAAUAUGUUAUAAACUUUGACUAUCCCAACUCUUCGGAAGAUUACAUUCACCGGAUAGGUAGAACAGGGCGCUCAAAAUCAAAAGGAACAUCAUAUGCCUUCUUCACACCUUCAAAUUCACGUCAAGCUAAAGACCUUGUGAAUGUAUUGCAAGAAGCAAAUCAGACUAUCAGCCCGCAACUACAAACGAUGGCAGACCGAUGCGGAGGUGGCGGCGGCGGAUGGAAUAGAAGCCGGUACGGCGGUGGUCGCGGAGGUGGCGGCGGCGGAUCCUUCAGACGUGGAACCAAUUUCGGCAGGAGCAAUGGACAAGGAGGCGGCGGACACAAGCGAUUUAAUGAAUACUAACUUAUUUCUAUUUUUAAGUAGCAAAUCCUCUUAGGAAUAUGAAUGAAUACACAGUGUAAAUGUACAAGAUUGUAGAUUGUGACAUCCCCUCGCCUAGUUCAAACUAUUAUUCCAUAGAUGUCUAAAUUCGAUUACUCUUUUUCAUAUACAUCUGUUCUGACUAGAUAAACAAGACAUUGAGUAAAUGAACAUGAGUGUUUGACAUUAAGUUAUUUUUAGGCGGUAUUAUUUUUUCUGUGAUAUCUUAAAUGAGGAUAAGCUUGUGUUGCUGUCUCUUCAUGCCCUAACCUUCAAUUUGUAAAUGUUGAAGUGCACAUGCCCGCCUUGUUUGGGGGAAAGUACCAAAUAUAAUAACAUCAUUCCACUUUGUUCUUUUGAUCUGGUGAAAAUUAAUAAUAAACUAAUAAUAAUAUGUC